AUUCAAAAUAUACGCAAUUUGCGGAAGUAUUACAGAUUUGGCAUCAGAAAAUCAUAUUUUGUUUUUAAAAUGAGAGGAAUCGGAGGGCCCCUUUUAUGCAUCGGAGAUCUCCUCAGCGACGUUGGUGAAGAAGGAGGAAAAGACUCUCUCCCUCGCGAAACCUCUCCCUCUUCUUCGAAGUCUUCCCAUUCAGAUCUCAACAACACCCUUCCUCAACAACUUCCUGACCUCACCAAACUCUUUCAGGAAAACUACGAUCACCUAAACUCCGCCCUCAAUGCCACCGACCAUUCUUGGACUUCACUCACAUUGAAGUUAUGUACUGCUCUAGAUACUGCAAACCAGCUGGUUCAAUGUACCAAUUCAAAUGUAGCAUCCUUGUUGGAGAAGGUUGAGGAGCUUGAGAAAAUUGUCAAGAGAGGUGAUUCAGCAAUAGCAGCGACAAAGGCAUUUUAUGUUGCUCCCGAUAACUUAAACAUUGCCUUCAAGUAAACAAGGUAGCAGUGCACAUUGAAAGUUUGAGAAGUAUCCAAAUUGUUCACUAGCCCUUCAAUGUCUUGAGUCGGAGUUGGAUCACGUCAAAGAGUAUAGAUUAGGAAGUCUUGUAUUAUUUUAAUUUGAGAAAUUUAUUAUAAAGAGUUGCAAAUAUUUUUUGAUUAUAGGUGUUUCAAAUGUUUUCAAAGGAACCACUUUCACUUCUAUAUAUUUUUGAAGUUUAUUAUUUCGUUUUUGAAUUUUAAUGAAAAAAAAAACACAUAUUAAUAAA
Molecule: messenger RNA, 766 nt
Organism: Cicer arietinum (chickpea)
Lineage: Eukaryota; Viridiplantae; Streptophyta; Magnoliopsida; Fabales; Fabaceae
Source: RefSeq, a predicted model, not a curated record